CCAUAUGUGGCCAAAACAUCAAUUAAUCUCGGUUUAAGGGCCCCUUAAUUCUUAGCACCGCCCCUGUAAAUUAGACAUGUAUGUCAUAAAUCUUACUACAUUACAGAGUGUCCCGUCGCCGGUGUAUUUAGCAGCUCUGACAUCCUAAUACGCCUUUGAAAAGCACAUGAUGAACAUCCACCGGGGUGCUUGAGUCGUGAUGUCCCUACGUGAGCUGCGUGUGUGUCAUCUCUGACGUUACCGGCCCGCCUACAUCGCCCUCUGUCUCCCCCAGUGACACAGACACUUUCCGGCAGUGAAGAGCCCGGUCUGCCAGCGUCACGCAGGGGCAUCCGCUGCUCUUAACGCGAGUCCUCACUGGCAUGGACACCGGAGGAGAGCACUGACCAUCUCCAGGAACCAUGCCUACUGUCCUCGGUGGCAAAGGGGAACUUUCCAUUGUCUGUUUUCUACUCAGAUGCGCAUAUUCUCAGGUAACAAGAAGCCAACACAACUGUGCCAAAGAUAUUCUGGAGGACAUGACUCAGUCCUGGCCGUCCCAGCAAGCCUUAGGGGGUGACCGGGCCCAACGAAUGCUCUACAACCCCAAGGAAGCAAAACUACCGACUGCACAGCAAAGGCAAAAUCGGGGGGAUGUACAGCUGCGAAUGACCCGUCACCCUCGCGUAGCACCUCACAAAUCAAUGCUUGCUGAUGACCUGAAGCUGAGCAGUGAUGAUGAUGACACUCAAAGGGUAACUCAUGAGUCAGCUUCCUGGGAUGGACACAGCCUGUCAGCACAGCGAGCGCACACACAUGGCAGACGGGUGAGACAUUCCAGCUCAGACUCUUCAGGCUCGGACUCCACCGCUGAGUCAGGCAGCAGCAGCCUUCACUCCCGGAGCCCCAGCCGGAGCCCAGACGUUCUCCCAGAUCCUGCGUCGCCUGCCAACACGCAGCCACCGUGCAACAGCAAGGAGACUGAUCACCCCUCUGCGGCCCAGUGGCAGUUGGAUAAAUGGCUAAAGAAGUCCCGGAACAAAUCUGCCAGCAGUGACCAGGAUCCCUCCCAGAGCAUUGCAGGACGCCUUCCCUCUCCCCACACUCAAAGAGCCCCAUCUCCAGCCAGGUCCUGGGACAGCAAUCAGGAAUACAGCCCUAGCCAAAGCCCUAUUCCCAGCCCACAGUUUAAUUACAGCCACAACAACAGCCCCCUACCUAGCCCUGGUUAUAGCUUCUGCCCUAGCCCCAGCCCAUUCCCCAGCACAUGCCCAAGUCCCAGCCCUAGCCCAAGGCAAAAUCCGAUCCCUAGCCCGGUUCCAAGUGUAUGCCCUAGUCCAUGUGGGAGCCUGAGAGCAAGCCGUAGCCCCAGCCCUAUACCUAGAGACCCUCCAAGAAGACCCAGUCCCAGCGUACCUGCUCCUUCCAGGGUCCGGCACUACCCCGAGGUUCGGACAACACAACCUAGCCUAACAACCAAUCCCCACAGGACAAAAAAUAGGAUUACUCCAUUGCCUUACACCAACACGAAAAGCAAGCCUACAAACAGUACUCAUCUUCAGCCAACUCAUCAGCACAGGUCCAAGACUCGACCCACAGAGGACCAAGACCAAAGCAAACCCAAGGCUUCUGCUCUUUUAAACUCUAACCAGAGUCACAGCCACAAAUCUAGACCUAAGCCUAACUUUCAUCCAAGUUCUAAACAGCUCUCUGAGGCUCCCAAAGCCAAACACACAUCACAUUUAGAGCAAAUCCAGAGUAGCAGAUCCAACCACAACUCCAACCACAAGCCCAGGCCUUCAUUUCAAUCCAGUUUACAAUAUAGCCCCACAACAGCUAAGCACUUAAUUCCCACUAGUCGUGAAACCAACCGUGAUCAUAGUUCCCAAUCUACCUCUAAAGGUGUUACUAAAUCUAAUACUGGGUUGAACUCUAGAUCAACACCCAGCCUUAAACAUAGGGCCAAGUCUUCUGAGGCUACAGCGCCAAACUCUGUGCAUGUUGACCUUACAAAAACAACACAAAAGAAACCCCAGUCCAAGGAACAGGAGGUGGAACACAGAGGAGAUCAUUUGACCCAAGCAGAGGGGAGGAAACACGAGAGAAAGGAGGACAGACAUCAGGAAAAACAACCAGGGAAACAGGAGAGAAAGGAAGACAGGAGGCUGGCGGAGGAGCAGCUACUGAGACGUCCCUGGAUCCAGAGUUCGGCAGAAGAGGAGGAGGAGGAGGCAGAGGAGGAGGAGGGAGUGAUAGAGAGGCAGAGGAGGAGAGAGGAGCCUGCAAGAGGGGAAAAGAGGAGGGGGAGGGAGCAGCAACAUAGACGCGAAUGGCAAACAGUCCAGGCCAAACAGAGACUGCCUACCAACACCGAGCGACACCGCAUUCAAGACAACUCACACCACCAGGGAAGGACAAAAAAGGGAGGGAGAAGUGAGGAGGAGAGAGAGUUACAGCAAGACCCAUCACCUCCUCCGUCACGUUCCCCAAGCCCUCACAGACCAUCCUCCUCGCCCUCUGCCUCGCCUUCUUCAAAUUCAGAUUCAGAAUCGGAAUAUCAGGCUCCGAUCACUAAAGUACCAGCAGACUCCACCUCUCACAAGAGACUCCCCAAGAGAGGGCAACAAGGCCCAGGCAGGCCUGACGCCAACAGGCCGAAGGUGGUGCACCCCAGAGGACCAUCCUCAGGUAAUCCAAGUGAGGGGCAGCAGAGUGAGGGGAAGCAAAAACUCUACACCCUGGUCCCGUUCGGGCGUGGUGAACAAGCUACAGCGCCUUCCCAGCGAGGGCUUAGAAAUCUGGUGGUGCAGAUAGACCUCUGUCUUCUCAAAAGGGUCCCGGACAGCACUACUAGUUCCACUGUUAAAAAACCCUCCUCCUCCUCCUCCUCUUCAUCAACCAAGGAUAAGCAAAGAGAGGCUAUGAAACACCUUUACGUCCCUGAGACUGUGACGAAAGACAGUAAAAGGAAACGCAAGUUGGAGAAUGGUGUGUCACAAAGUGAAAGCAAGAGGACUGUUCCGUAUGCAAAUGACCUCUCAGGCCACACAGAGUCUUCAUCUCACACAGCUGAGCGCAACUUUGUGACCGAGACCACACACAACGGGUACUUGGAGGAGUACUUGGACAGCAAGAGGCCGUUGUCUCCCCUGUCUCCCCUGUCUCCACUGUCCGACAGCCUGGAGUCCACCAAGCCUCCCCUCAAAACAAAGACUUCAGAGCAGCAUCAUGUCCAUGUCCACAAAAACAGAGACAAGAAUAGAGAUUCUGCUAUAAAGCCCAAGAUGGAGGUGGAAUGUGUCAAAGUGUCAAGACAGCCCCAACCACCACUCGAGUCCUGGGGCCCUGCAGGACACAGGGGGACCGUGCCAAACAAUGAAACUCCGCACCAUGCUGAGUACUACUUACAUGAAGCUAAAAGGAUGAAGCACCGUGCCGAUGCAAUGGUGGACAAGCUGGGGAAGGCUGUGAAUUACGUUGAUGCUGCUCUCUCCUUCAUGGAAUGUGGGAAAGCAAUGGAGGAAGGGCCACUAGAGGCAAAGUCUCCUUAUACCAUGUACUCAGAGACAGUGGAGCUUAUUAGGUACGCAAUGAGGCUGAAGAGCCACUCUGGCCCUGGGGCGAGACAGGAAGACAAACAGCUGGCGGUUCUGUGUUUCCGGUGCCUUGCCCUCCUUUACUGGCAAAUGUUUCGUUUAAAGAAGGACCAUGCACUGAAAUACUCCAAAGUUCUGCUGGACUACUUUAAGACUUCUCCCAAAGUGCCUUCUACACCACCCUGUUGGAGUGACUCUGGGAAGGGUACAGAAGGACCCCCUUCUUCACUCUCACCCGAUGCCAAACACCUUGGACGGGGUUCACACGGGGGCAGCGCCUUCUCCUCUGUCAUAAGCAUUCCCCAACGUAUCCACCAGAUGGCAGCAAAUCACCUGAACAUUACCAACAGUGUCCUGUACAGCUAUGAGUACUGGGAGGUGGCGGACAACCUCGCACAGGAGAAUAAAGAGUUCUUCAACUACUUGAAUACGUUGUCUGGGCCAUUGACUCUUCACAGUAGCAUUGCUCACGCUGUCCAGUACACCAGACAGGCUCUUCAGUGGAUACGCAUUAGUGCCAAACUUAACUAACGACGGAGAGGAUUUACUGUAACCUGCCCACUGGAUCUCCAGGUCUUGUUUAGAAGAGACAAAACUCUGGAUCUCUAUGCAGCUGACAGGACAGCACUGAUACCUACUGAGCUGUGUGAAAUGGAGUUGGAUGAAAUCCCAUGGAGCCUGAUCAUCCUCAUAGGAUGUUGGGGUGCUUACUGUGUGCAAAACCUUCUGAAGGAGCAGUCUUUUAACUUCUCACAGAUGAACUACAUGCACCUUAUUCCUCAUCAUUGGAUUAAUCUGAAGAGUUGUGUGUGCUAUGGAUUUGAAGUCUCUAAUCUUUUGCCAAAUGUCCCACAGUGACAGGACUCUCAUACAGUACAGUUCCAUGUGCAUCUUCAAACUUUUCAUACUUCAGAUUUAAUUAUUAACCAGUAGACUGUUUCUCUGCUGCCAAAACAGGAAAAGAUGCUAAAAAAAAACUAGACCAAUCAAUCAUAUACCACUUUCUCUAAAGUAGGAAAUGUGUCUGCAUCUUUUUCUAAUGAAGGUUUUAAUGACUCUUCUUUUUAAAUAUUUUGUAUGUGUUUUUACUGUGCAAUAUUUGAUGGAUUAUCUGUUUUUAGAAAAAAAAUAAAAAAGAACAAUAACCGGAGAAAUAAAAAUGUUGGUUAGUUUAGUUGCCAACAUCCAAUGUCCCUUUUAUGCAAAUGUUAUUUUUGUCCCUGUUUUGAGUAUUGAGUAUAAUAUAAUUUAAUGAAUAAUGAAAUUGAAGAGGUCACUUACUUUUUGGUACGUGUAUUGUCUUAGGUCUAGUUCAGGAGUAUUAAUUUUAAAUGUCAAGCUUCUUACAGUAUGAGUGACACAGGUAACACAGCAUCACUAUCAGGUGAUAAUCUUUUACCUCUAAUUUUGGUUAUCUUCCAUGUUUUUAGCCUAGAAAUCUAGAUGCACCCUAGCGGCAGAAAAUUUAAUUUGCAGCCACUUCUUGGUGUGGGUCUGGCUUGUCAGGCUACCAUGUUUUAACUGAAGGUUUACAAUGUUAUCUGUGAGUCAUGACCUUCAAAUCAUCAGCCCAAAGACCUCUUAAAAACCAGGAUGUUUUGUUUCACCCUGUGAAAGAGUCAGCUAGACAAUCAAACUGAAUUUCUGUUUUAUUUUCAUUCAUUUUCUUUAAAUUAUUUGAAU
This is a messenger RNA of Perca fluviatilis (European perch), 5258 nucleotides long. RefSeq names its product AF4/FMR2 family, member 3 (gene aff3). The coding region runs from base 402 to 4106 and encodes 1234 amino acids. The transcript is spliced from 19 exons. Gene Ontology annotation, cellular component: nucleus; super elongation complex. Lineage: Eukaryota; Metazoa; Chordata; Actinopteri; Perciformes; Percidae. The record is from RefSeq and is a predicted model, not a curated record. Gene Ontology annotation, biological process: regulation of gene expression.